This is a messenger RNA of Erythranthe guttata (spotted monkey flower), 1448 nucleotides long. Its product is annotated as 3-hydroxyisobutyryl-CoA hydrolase 1. The record is from RefSeq and is a predicted model, not a curated record. Gene Ontology annotation, biological process: L-valine catabolic process. Gene Ontology annotation, molecular function: 3-hydroxyisobutyryl-CoA hydrolase activity. NCBI's taxonomy places the organism in Eukaryota, Viridiplantae, Streptophyta, Magnoliopsida, Lamiales, Phrymaceae.
UUUGCGGUUCUUAUUACUGCCACUGCCACUAUCACUACCAUUCAGCAAACCAAGGCGCGUCGGUUCUGCGAGUACAAUGGCUUCUACCCAUGAACAAACCACCGAUCAGGUUUUGGUGGAAGAGAAAUCAUCUGCGAGAAUUUUCACGAUGAACAGGCCUAAGCAGCUUAAUGCACUUUCUGCGGCAAUGGUGUCUCGUUUAUUGGAUCUCUUUCUUGCUUGUGCCGGAGAUUCUUCUGUCAAAUUAAUUAUUUUAAAGGGAAAGGGAAGAGCAUUUUGUGCUGGAGGUGAUGUUGCAGCAGUUGUUCAUGAUAUUAAUCAAGGUAAUUGGAAGAGGGGUGCAGAUUAUUUCAGAAAGGAAUUUACGAUGAAUUAUGUGAUGGCAACAUACAGUAAACCCCAGGUUUCGAUUCUUAAUGGAAUUGUCAUGGGAGGAGGUGGAGGUGCUUCUAUACACGGUAGAUUCCGCAUUGCUACAGAGAAUUCGCUUUUUGCUAUGCCUGAAACAGCUCUUGGACUUUUCCCAGAUGUAGGUGCUUCCUACUUUUUGUCAAGACUCCCCGGUUUCUUUGGAGAAUAUGCUGGUCUGACAGGUACGAGGUUGGAUGGCCCUGAAAUGCUUGCAUGCGGUUUAGCAACUCAUUUUGUUCGAUCAGAGAAAUUGCAAUUAUUAGAAGCAGCACUAGUUAAAGCAGAUUCCAGUGUUCCUGCUGUUAUCUCUUCUAUUAUCGAUGAGUUUUCAGAAAUACCUGAUUUGAAAAGGAAUAGUGCUUACCACAGGUUGAACAUCAUUAAUAAAUGCUUUUCCCGAAGAACAGUCGAAGAGAUUAUAUCAGCCCUUGAGAGAGAGGCUGAUGAAAAGAAGGAUGAUUUUAUUACUUCGACAAUUCAGUCGUUGAAGAAAGCAUCCCCUACGAGCCUCAAAAUUUCUCUUAGAUCGAUUAGAGAAGGAAGGCUACAAGGUAUUGGCAACUGCCUCGCUCGAGAAUUCAGAAUGGUUUGUCAUGUGCUGCGCGGCGAAAUCAGCAAGGAUUUCGUCGAGGGUUGCAGAGCUAUACUGUUGGACAAGGACAAAAAUCCAAAGUGGGACCCGUCGAGGUUAGAGUCGAUUAGUGAUGAAAUGGUGGAUCGUUAUUUCUCCAAGAUGAACGAAGAUGACUGGGAAGAAUUGCAACUCCCGGUUGGAUCAAAUUUGCUUCCGUAUGCCGUUGCUAAGCUUUAAAUUUUAUUAUUCUUGAUGGCUUUUACAAUAACGGGAGAUUUUUUUUAAGUUCAUAAAUUGUUUCAAAUUCAGUAAUGAAAAUCGGGUUUAUUGUAUUUGAUAAUCUAAUGCCAUCGUAUAUGGAAUUCUCGGAGUGAAAUAACGGUUCACACCUUUUUGUUAUGGAUGGACACGAUAUCUUUGGCCGUUGUAAAUCAACAAUUGUGAUCAAGGGAUUUUCGAAACC